Messenger RNA from Octopus sinensis (East Asian common octopus), 504 nucleotides. RefSeq names its product histone-lysine N-methyltransferase SETMAR-like. The record is from RefSeq and is a predicted model, not a curated record. NCBI's taxonomy places the organism in Eukaryota, Metazoa, Mollusca, Cephalopoda, Octopoda, Octopodidae. Gene Ontology annotation, molecular function: nucleic acid binding. The transcript has a single exon. The coding region runs from base 1 to 504 and encodes 167 amino acids.
AUGCAUCGUAUUGCUAAGUUUGAUGAGAAAUGGAUUAUUUUCAACAAUAGCAAGCUUUCUGGAUGGGGGUUGGAUAGAGACCUAGAGCCGAAACAAAAUGCUAAUCUGUCUGUUUGGUGGCGCAACGUAGGUAUCAUCCACCUCAGCUUCAUGAGACCUGGUAAGUCAACGACAGCAGUUGUCUACAUCAACCAAGUGGAUGAUGUGAUGAGUGAACUUGCAAAUAAACAACCAAGAUUGGUCAACAGAGACACGCCGAUUGUCUUGCAAGACAAUGCUCGACCAUAUGUUGGACAAAGAACGCAACUCAAGUUAGAGGAAGUGAAAUUGAAAGAACUCUAUCAUCCACCAUAUUCACCACACCUUGCACCAACUGAUUAUCACGUUUUCGAAACAUUAAACAACAUUUUGCAACGAAACCCUUCAAAUCAGAAAAUACAAAAACAUCCUAUCGUGAUUUCUUCACAUCUUGCUUUCCAGAGUUCUUCGCUACCGUCAUAUUAA